Nicotiana attenuata is the source of this 2520-nucleotide messenger RNA. RefSeq lists its product as uncharacterized. Gene Ontology annotation, molecular function: nucleic acid binding. The record is from RefSeq and is a predicted model, not a curated record. The coding region runs from base 1 to 2520 and encodes 839 amino acids. The transcript is spliced from 8 exons. Gene Ontology annotation, biological process: DNA integration. Lineage: Eukaryota; Viridiplantae; Streptophyta; Magnoliopsida; Solanales; Solanaceae.
AUGGUGGCAUUAGAAAUGUUGAAGAAUGGUUUUGAGCCUAGUCGAGGACUUGGAGCAAGGUUGCAUGGAAUAGUGGAGUCAAUUCCAUUACCAGGGCAGAGCAACACUUUUGGUCGAAGAAAGAAAGAUUGCACUGAGACGCCAACUAUUUGGGAUGCCGCACCUGGAGAUGCUUUGAACAAUUGGGCUUUUUCCAACGGAUCCAUCUUGUCCCCCGGUAAAGCAAAAAAAACAAGGAAAUUCAAAACAGACUUAAGUUUGAAGAUCAAAGAAGAAGUCUCCAAGCAAUUUAAGGCAAAUGUCAUCCGAGCCACGAAGUACCCCACCUGGUUGGCCAACAUAGUACCAGUACCAAAGAAGGACGGGAAGAUCAGAAUAUGUGUGGAUUAUCGGGAUCUCAACAAGGCUAGUCCAAAAGAUGAUUUCCCUCUCCCAAAUAUUCACAUACUCAUUGAUAAUUGUGCAAAGCAUGAGCUGCAGUCAUUUGUUGAUUGUUUUUCCGGCUACCACCAGAUUUUGAUGAAUGAAGAUGAUGCUGAGAAAAUAGCAUUUAUCACACCUUGGGGAGUGUAUUGUUAUCGGGUGAUGCCUUUUGGACUCAAGAAUGCAGGUGCUACAUACAUGAGAGCUAUGACAACUAUUUUGCAUGACAUGAUCCAUAAAGAGAUUGAGGUCUAUGUGGACGAUGUCAUCAUCAAGUCACGGAAGAGUUCUGAUCACUUGGUAAAGGAAGGGAAGGGGAAUUUGGGGUGUAAUUUUGGUGGUCAUCGGAGCAUCGCCGCUGGCUGCGAUGAUUUCCGGCCGACGGCGGACGGUGGGGGGACGGUGGCAGACGGAUGCCCGCUCAAGUACAUCUUUCAGAAACCUAUGCCUAUAGGGAAGCUAGCGAAGUGGCAGAUUUUGCUAAGUGAGUUUGACAUCGUGUAUGUUACUCAGAAGGCCGUCAAAGGACAAGCUUUAGCUGACCACCUUGCAGAAAAUCCUGUGGAUGAAGAAUACAAGCCACUUAGGACGUACUUCCCAGAUGAAGAAGUAUUAUUCGCCGGAGAAGACAUUUCAGAAGCAUAUUCUGGUUGGAGAAUGUUCUUUGACGGAGCCACAAACUUCAAAGGAGUCGGAGUUGGAGCAGUACUAGUUUCAGAAUCUGGACAACAUUAUCCAAUCUCAGCGAAACUUCGGUUUCUGUGCACUAACAACAUGGUAGAAUAUGAGGCUCGUAUACUUGGGCUCAGAAUGGCCGUUGACAUGAACAUCCAAGAGUUAUUGGAGUUGUGUAAGAAGUUUAUCAAAGUGGACUUCAAGCAUGUUCCAAGAGUUCAAAAUGAGUUCGCAGAUGCUUUAGCAACUUUGUCUUCCAUGAUUCAACAUCCAAACAAGAACUACAUAGACCCUAUCAAGGUGAAUGUGCAAGAUCAACCAGCUUAUUGUUUCGAUGUGGAUGAAGAGCCAGGCGGAGAAUCAUGUUACUGUGACAUUAAUAGGUAUCUCAAGACAAGGGAUUACCCUGAAGGAGCAACCAGUACCCAGAAGCGAACGCUUAGGAGAUUGGCAAAUCACUUUUUCCUAAACAGCAAAAUCCUAUAUAGGAGGACCCCAAAUUUAGGGCUGUUGAGGUGUGUAGAUGCCAGAGAAGCAACCAAGCUGAUUGAAGAGAUACAUGCGGGAACAUGUGGGCCUAACAUGAAUGGUUUUACUUUGUGCCAGAUUCACGGUGAUCUGAUUCAAGUUCCAUCGAAUGAACUCAAUGUGACGAGUUCUCCUUGGGGCAUGGAUGUCAUUGCCCCUAUUGAGCCCGCCACAUCGAAUGGGCAUAGAUUUAUCUUGGUAGCUAUUGAUUAUUUUACAAAGUGGGUAGAAGCCUCUUCUUACAAGUCAGUUACAAAAAAGGUGGUAGCAGAUUUUGUCCGCAACAACAUCGUUCGCCGAUUUGGAAUUCUUGAGUCAAUCAUUACAGAUAAUGGAGCCAAUCUCAAUAGCGACUUGAUGCAAGAAAUAUGUGACAAGAAGAUGAUUGAUAACUACAGGCAUUGGCACGAGAAGCUACCAUUUGCUCUCCUUAGAUAUCGCACUACAGUCAGAACAUCAACUGGGGCAACGCCUUAUCUUCUGGUCUAUGGAACUGAAGCUGUAUUACCCGUGGAAGUUGAAAUACCAUCUUUGAGGGUCAUCCAGGAAGCCAAGCUGAGCAAUGCAGAAUGGGUGAAGAAUCGGUACGAACAACUAAUGCUUAUUGACGAGAAGAUAAUGAAUGUAGUUUCCCAUGGUCAACUCUAUCAAAACAGGAUGGCUAGAGCCUUCAACAAGAAAGUGAAAUCACGGCAGUUCAAACCAGGGCAAUUGGUUUUGAAGCGCAUAUUCCCGCACCAAAAUGAAGGUAAAGGAAAGUUUGCACCAAAUUGGCAAGGUCCGUACAUGGUGCAUCGAGUAUUGACUGGAGGAGCACUGAUUCUAGCAGAAAUGGAUGGUGAAGUGUGGCCCAAGCCCAUCAACACAGAUGCAGUCAAGAGAUACCACAUCUAG